AUUGAAUCCCACCACCCCCAUCUCCACCACCCUCAGCCCCACUCCUCUCUCUCUCUCUCUCUCUCUCUCUCUCCACCUAAAAGGGUACGCCCAAACACACACACCCUACUCCAUUUCCUCUUAAAACUCAUCCCCACCACCACCAUGGCACACCACACCACCCACCGGCGCAACUUAGCAGCUCUAGACCCCCCAAAGACAUCCAUGGAUCCCACACACAAAAAGCAACCCAAAUCGAACUCUACCCCCUUCACCACCACCACCACUACCACCAAACCCAAGCACCCAACAGACCUAGAUCCCACUAUUGCCUCCUCAACCACCAUCCACAACAUCUCCAAACAAUUUUCAAAGCUAUACACAAAUCAUCAACGCAGCUUAAAAAGACCAAACCCUCCUUCAAAACCCCAAAUUGACAAUACCCAUUUCCAAGCAAAACCCAUGUCUGUUUCUGCAAUUGAAGACACCUCUACCAAACCCACCUCCAAAUCAAACUACCCAAUUAGAAAAACUGUGGCUGAGAUUGAAAAGGAUAAGCUAAGGGUUGCAAUUACAGGGGUCAUAGUCAAGAAAUCAGCAAAGAAAGAGAGGGCAAAGAAGGAAUUUCAUGAGGAGCAUGAUACAAAGAGACCAUCUGUUUCACUCUCAAAGAGUCAUAAUAGUGGAUUGAAGAUUGCUCAUGAAGGGGAUGAUUUGAAAAAACCACCAUUUUCACUGGCUGUGAGUGGUGGUAUGCGGAGGUCUUUUUGUAAUCCUCAGGCUGAGUUGGUUGAUUUCUUCAGCUGUUCUGGUGUGAAAGUGGUCUCUGUUGAUAUGCCACCAUUCAUGCAAGUUCAUGCUGUGGAUUGUGCAAGAAAAACCCAUGAUAGCUUGGAAAAGUUCACUUCCAAGACCCUGGCUUUUACUCUCAAGAAGGAAUUUGAUGGGGUUUAUGGACCAGCUUGGCACUGUAUUGUAGGGACUAGUUUUGGGUCUUUUGUGACGCACUCAGUAGGAUUUUUGGAAAGCUCAAAAGCCUUAGCAGAUGUUGUUGUUGGCUUCCUUUGCCAGCUUGUACUUUGGUUUGAGUAGAUGUGAGUGUACAGAUGAUUUUUACAAAUAAGUCACAUAAUGUAAGACUCGACUUUUGUUUCUCGA
Molecule: messenger RNA, 1137 nt
Organism: Camellia sinensis
Lineage: Eukaryota; Viridiplantae; Streptophyta; Magnoliopsida; Ericales; Theaceae
Biological process (GO): microtubule-based process
Cellular component (GO): cytoplasmic dynein complex
Molecular function (GO): dynein intermediate chain binding
Source: RefSeq, a predicted model, not a curated record